Molecule: messenger RNA, 1326 nt
Organism: Penicillium oxalicum
Lineage: Eukaryota; Fungi; Ascomycota; Eurotiomycetes; Eurotiales; Aspergillaceae
Product: putative histidine acid phosphatase
Exons: 2
Coding region: 1-1326 (441 amino acids)
Cellular component (GO): fungal-type cell wall
Molecular function (GO): acid phosphatase activity
Source: RefSeq, a predicted model, not a curated record
AUGCAGUUCAAUCUUCUGAUGCUGGCUUUGACGGCCACGCCGGCCCUUUCCUACUUUCACUUCAAUCCUCUGGAGCACUCUGCCGGCAUCUCACCGUACUUCACUCCCCACAACCCUCCCAUUGAUGCCUCACCGCCACAAGGUUGCAAUGUCACUCGAGCAGCCUUCCUCAUCCGCCAUGCCGCUAUUUACGGCAAUGACUUUGACUAUGAGAGCUACCUGGAGCCGCUGGUGAAGAAGCUGCGGAACUCGACACAGGACUGGUCCUCAACCCAGUCUCUGCGUUUCCUGGCCAACUGGACUGCACCGGUCGAUGAGGAGCAUCUGGAGAAGCUGACCCGCAUUGGGAUGCAGCAGGCCAUGUUGCUCGGUGCCAGUGUGCGCCAGAGAUACGAUCACCUGAAGAUGCCCGAGAAGGUCUGGUCCUCUACCGCGGAUCGCACCGUGAAGAGUGCGGAAUCUUUCCUUGCCGGAUACACUCGCAACCACACCAAUCAGGUCAAUUUGACUCAGAUUGAAGAGAGCAAGAAGUCCGGAGCCGAUUCAUUGACUCCCUACAAGAGCUGUGGGGCGUACAGUUCUUCCUACGGAAGCAAACAAUCUUCGCAAUUUGUCGACGUGUACACCAAGCCCAUCAUUGCACGUCUCCAGGCCGAGGCCCCUCGGUUCAACUUCACCCAGGACGAUAUCACAGCCAUGUUCGAGCUCUGCGGGUAUGAGACCGUCAUCCGCGGUGACUCGCCUUUCUGCUCGCCUAGUCUCUUCAAUGCCGAUGAGUGGCUGGGCUUCGAGUACGCCAACGACAUCAUGUACUUCCACAACACGGGUUACGGUCGGGAGCUCUCGCCAUCUCUCGGCUUCCCCUGGGUUAAUGCCACCGUCGCUGCUCUGAACGACGAGUCCGCCUCGCAGGAGCUCUACGUCUCCUUCACGCACCGCGAGCUUCCGCCCACCGUGAUCACCACGCUGGGUCUCUACAACAACAGCGCCUUCACUGGCGCCAACAAUGUGAACCAGACCAUGCCCAACAACACCAUCAACUACAACCGUGCCUGGAAGAGCAGCGAGAUCCUCCCCUUCCUGACCAAUAUUGCCAUUGAGAAGAUGUCCUGUGAGAGUCCUGGCUUUGACGAGGGCACCUACUACCGCGUCCUGAAUAACGCCAGCCCUCAACCGCUGGUGGGAUGCCGUGAUGGGCCCGGUGGAAGCUGCUCCCAGGACGAGUUCCUUGACUGGAUCAAGACUCGCGGCACCAUGUAUGGUGACUUUAACAAGGCGUGCGGUAAUGACAGUCUCCCGUCGACGCUCUCCAUUUACGAGGCGUAA